Rhododendron vialii is the source of this 3731-nucleotide messenger RNA. Its product is annotated as protein CLMP1-like. The record is from RefSeq and is a predicted model, not a curated record. The transcript is spliced from 3 exons. Gene Ontology annotation, molecular function: protein binding. NCBI's taxonomy places the organism in Eukaryota, Viridiplantae, Streptophyta, Magnoliopsida, Ericales, Ericaceae. The coding region runs from base 419 to 2725 and encodes 768 amino acids.
GCAAACAUUGCCAUCUAGGGUUUAACAUCUCUCUCUCUCUCUCUCUCUCUCUCUCUCUAUGUGCAACAUUUUCCUAACGACCAUCUCCUUCAAUCCGUAUUCUAUUCAAAUCCAGCUUCUGAGUCUUCUCAAUUCAAUCGCGGAACAUCAAAAUAUGCGCAAAAGGUGUGAACUUUCCGUGUGUAAGUAGCUUCUCUCAAUCUGCACAAAAGGUGUGAACUUUCCAUAUCUAAGUAGCGUCUCUCUCUCUCUCUCUCUCUCUCUCUCUCUCUCUCUCUCUCUCUCUCUCAAUUCAUUUCCUCAUCAGAUAGCUUUGUAAAAACCUAACUUUAUCUGGGUAUAGUCGAGAUUUCUAUUUAUUUGGUCAUCUUAUCUAGAAUCAAGCUGAAAUUUUUGUUAGUGGGUGUGAGGGAAUUUUAUGGGGAAAUCUGGAAGUAGGAAAAAGAAGGGUGGUGUAAGCCAAAACCAAGAUUCAGUAGCUAGCAAUCCAACCCCUAAAGCCAAUGGUGUUGUGGAUUUGGACCCCUCAGUUUUGUUGAAAAGAGCCCAUGAGCUGAAAGAAGAAGGGAACCUAAGGUUUCAGAACAAAGACUACGUGGGUGCUCUUGAACAAUACGAAAAUGCCCUAAAACUCACCCCCAAAACCCACCAGGACCGAGCCGUGUUUCAUAGCAACAGGGCUGCCUGUUUAAUGCAGAUGAAGCCCAUAGACUAUGACAGUGUGAUUGCCGAGUGUUCUAUGGCACUUCAGGUCCAGCCCGGGUUCGUCCGGGCACUCUUAAGGAGGGCUAAGGCUUUUGAAAUGACUGGAAACUACGAAAUGGCGAUGCAAGAUGUUCAGAGACUAUUGGGUGUUGAACCAACUCACAGGGAUGCUCUUGAGAUUUCCCAGCGGUUAAGGAUGGCGCUUGGGCCUCGCCAGGUGGCCCAACAGGACCUUCAGAGCCGCCCUUCCCCGGCGGCUCUUGGGGCUUCCGCGGUUCGUGGGGCUCCCAUUUCUGGUCUUGGGCCUUGUUUACCGGCAAAGCCAGUGCCAAAGAAGCUGGCAGCUUCCCCUGUGGGAUCAGUUGUAUCGCCUAAUAAUAAGCCGGAUAAGCCCCAAUCAAUUCCACUGGGUGACAAUCGUUCGGAGGGUAAAACCCAAUUCCCAAAGCUUGUUUUGAAACCUUCAAAUGGUUCUACCAAAUCCAAUGCUGCUAAGGGUGACCAAAAGGAGCUGAAAUCUUCAUCUGUACCAUUCGAGACUGCCAUUAGAUGGAGGCCGUUGAAGCUUGUUUAUGACCAUGACAUUAGACUUGCCCAAAUGCCUGUUAAUUGCAAUUUUAGAGUGUUGAGGGAGAUUGUAACCAGUCGCUUUCCAUCUUCAAAAUCAGUUUUGAUUAAAUAUAAAGAUAGGGAUGGUGAUUUGGUGACUAUAACCUGUAUGGGUGAGCUCAGAUUGGCAGAGUCAUGCGUUGACAGCCUAAUUGCGAAAGAACCCGAUACUGAUAAGACUGACUCAAUAGGGAUGUUGAGAUUGCAUAUUGUUGAGGUGAGUCCUGAGCAGGAGCCGCCUAUAUUGGAAGAGGAGGAGGAAAAGCCUCUUGAGAGUGAGGGGAUCAAAGGAGAUGAGAGUGGCUCUCAAUCUUCUCUGGGUGAUUCUAUUGUGGAAACUGUGGACACGGAAAUUGGUAAGCCAGAGAAGGAAGCUCCAAAGGAAAAACCCUCAGAAGACCCUGAGUCCAAGGAAGUGGAGAUGGACGACUGGUUAUUUGAAUUUGCUCAGUUGUUUCGGACCCAUGUGGGUAUUGACCCAGAUGCACAUAUUGACCUGCACGAGCUAGGGAUGGAGUUGUGUUCUGAAGCCCUUGAAGAGACGGUAACCAGUGAAGAGGCUCAAACCCUUUUUGAUAAGGCCGCCUUAAAGUUCCAAGAGGUUGCCGCGUUGGCUUUCUUCAAUUGGGGAAAUGUUCAUAUGUGUGCUGCAAGGAAACGGAUUCCCAUAGAUGAUUCUGCGGCAAAAGAGCUGGUGGCAACACAGAUUCAAGAAGCUUAUGACUGGGUGAAGGAAAAAUAUUCUCUGGCCAAAGAGAAGUAUGAGGAGGCACUCGUGAUUAAACCAGACUUCUAUGAGGGGUUACUUGCAUUGGGUCAACAGCAAUUUGAGAUGGCAAAGCUUCAUUGGUCCUAUGUACUAGCUAAGAAAGAGGAUCUCUCGAAAUGGGAUUAUAAGGAAACAAUUGAACUUUUUGACAGUGCGGAGGAGAAAAUGAAAUCUGCUACUGAGAUGUGGGAGAAAAUGGAGGAGCAGAGAGCUCGCGAGCCAAAAGAACCAAGUGCGAUCAAGAGGGAGGAAUUGUUAAGGAGGAAAAAGAUACAAGGAAGCGGGAAUGAAGCUGAGUCCUCUGGAAAUGAUGGUCAAGUGGAGAUUUCAGCUGAUGAAGCGGCGGAACAGGCAGCGGUGAUGAGAUCACAGAUACAUCUGUUCUGGGGUAACAUGCUUUUUGAGCGUUCUCAAGUUGAGUGUAAACUAGGGUUGAAUGGUUGGGAAAAGAAUUUGGAUGAUGCUGUUGAAAGAUUUAAGCUUGCUGGUGCUUCUGAGGCUGACAUUUCAAUGGUUUUGAAAAAUCAUUGCUCCAAAGGUGAUAACGUUGAUGGAGGUGAGAAGAAGGUUGUGACCCUAAGCAUUGAUAUGGCCAAUAAAGCGGAUGAUGAAGCCAAGUCAAGUCAAGUAUCGAUCGACUGAGUGAACACCUUCAAUUGUUUACAUUUUCAGUUUCUCCUAUUAACGAGUUUGGAUUGGAGAGUGGAGCUGGCUAUUCUUCUCAGCAGAUGGUCGUCUUGUGGGAGUUUCUGUUUCCUCUUUUGAAUAAUUUGGAAAUUAGGUGCCAACACCAAAGAGCUGUGUACUCUUCCAGAAGCUGAAAUGAAAAUUGGAUUUACCUACUUUCAAGUGGACUGUGUUAUGGUGGCCGAAGUAGUGGUGCUUUUCCAAACAAGAGUCCUGUUUAUGCAGUGUCCAUUUCGACAAUUUGUUGGGAAAAAGCUUUGAAGAUGACCUGAUGUGGAGAAAGUUAGGAAAUUUGUUAUUCCUCUUCUAUUGUACUUUUAGGAGCUCCAGUAGCAAAUUAUGAAAGAAAGCCAAGCUCAAGAUUUUUGGCGGGCCAUCAGGCAUCAAGUACUAACCUUUUAUUACAAGGUGACUCGGGAAGCUUUGCGAUGCGGUUGUAAUACUAGGUUGAGAUGGAAUGGAAGUGAUGCGUUAAUAGGCUUUUGUGGCUGGUUUAUUGCUUGAUGAUGUUCGAGAACUUAGAUGUACAGGAGGUUUAACUACUUGGACCUGUGUCACUUCACCAUCCUACCAGAAUCAUGAGGUAACAACUCCUAUAUUGUACUCCCUCCAUCUCCAUUCUUUUGUCCAUUUUGGGAGUCCGUGUCAUUUUUCAAUUGAUUAUAUCUUCCAAUCUAUAAUAUUUUAGUAAGUGAUUUUGAAAACAUCGUUUAAAAGAGCUCAUUGAGAUUUAUCAAAUAAGAUUUAUAUUGUAUAUAAACGAUAUUACCAAUUAAAAGUUAUUAUUAGUUUUUUAUUCGGUUAGAAUUGGACGAGGGACAAUAAAAUGUUGGGACGGAGGGAGUAUCUGAUUUUGAUGGUUCUAUAUCAGUGAGAGCAUCAAAUACCCGAUUUUUAGCUUCUUUUUAGAAGAGAGAAAAACAUGAUGCACCUGAAUGGCAAAAAGCCGAUCAAAAAAUAA